UGAAAUGGCGUCUGGUUACCUAGUGCUCGGUGUAUGUUAGCUAUUUGAUUAGCAAGCUAUAUUCAAUAACCUUUGAUUGUGAAUAGAAGUUCAUUUUCAAUAGAAUAAAUAACGUCAUUGUUAUAUAUUUCAAAAUGUCUGACUCAGAAGAGGACAGUCAAGAUAAGCAACUUAAAAUUGUAGUCAUCGGGGACGGCGCAUCAGGGAAGACGUCCCUCGCCACCAGGUUUGCACAGGAGGCCUUUGGGAAACAAUACAAACAAACCAUUGGCCUUGAUUUCUUUCUGAAGAGAAUAACUCUGCCAGGCAACUUGAAUGUUACUUUGCAAGUGUGGGAUAUUGGAGGUCAAUCGAUUGGAGGGAAAAUGCUGGAUAAAUAUGUCUACGGGGCUCAGGGUGUUCUUCUAGUGUACGACAUUACAAACUACCAGAGCUUUGAGAAUCUGGAGGACUGGUACGGCAUGGUCAAGAAGGCCAAUGAAGAGUCAGACGUCCAGCCUGUGGUCUCACUGGUGGGAAACAAAAUUGACCUGGAGCACAUGAGGACAGUGAAGGCUGACAAACACCAGCGCUUCUGCCAAGACAACAGCCUCAUCAGUCAGUUCGUAUCAGCCAAGACCGGAGACUCAGUGUUCCUGGCAUUCCAGAGAGUGGCUGCAGAUAUUCUGGGGGUGAAGCUCAACAAAGCAGAGAUUGAGCAGUCCCAGCGUGUGGUGAAGGCAGACAUCGUGAACUACAGUCAAGAACCUGUGGCGAGGACAGUCAACCCCCCGCGCAGCUCCAUGUGUGCGGUACAGUGACCCCCCUCUCUCCCCCACCUCCCCUCUUGCCCCUCCACAAACUGACGAUAGCAGUGAGGGCUUCUGACCAGCAGGCUGCCCCCAACACACGUGCCCAUAGCCAAAGCAGGGGAAUUGAGCCAGCUUGGUUUAUUCUGCUGCGCACGCACACACACACACACACACACACACACCUUCUCUCUCAACGCACAAGUCUUGAGAAAGGCUUUAUAUCAGUAUUUCCUUGGGGAUUUUCAGGGUCAUCGGAUAUGUUAAGAUUUGAAUGUGAGGAUCUCUCUGUAUGUACAGUUUGUAUUUAUAAAGGGACCCCACAGUAUAUUCCUGGCUUCAAUACAUUUAAUAUAUUUUCAUGAAUGAUUUAUUGAGUAGUAAUCAGCUUUGGUUGCAGCAUAUGUCUGUUUAAACAUGAAGUUAUGCUGAAAGCAAAUGGGCCCUCCACUUUUUCAGCAAUAUAUUUUGAGCAACUGUUAUUCUUUUGUCAUUUUUUUCCCUUCUACUGUCUUCAUUAUUCAAUUAUUCUUCAAAGGACCAUUUUUGAUUGUUUGUAUGUAUGUAUGUAUUCAACAAAAAUUUAAAAGCAACAUGUAAAGUGUUGGUCCCAUGUUUCAUGAGCUGAAAUUAAAGAUCCUAGAAAUUGCCCAUAUGCACAGAAACGUAUAUUUCUAUCAAACGUUGUGCACAAAUUUGUUUACAUCCCUGUUCAUGAGAAUUUCUCCUUUGCCAAGAGAAUACAACCACCUGACAGGUGUAGCAUAUCAAGAAGCUGAUUAAACUGCAUGAUCAUUACACAGGUGCACCUGCUGCUGGGGACAAUAAAAGGCCACUCUAAAAUGUGCACUUCUGUCACACAAAACAAUGCCACAGAUGUCUCAAGUUUUGAGGGAGCGUACAAUUGGCAUGCUGCCUGCAGGAAUGUCCACCAGAGCUGUUGUCAGAUAAUUUAAUGUUAAUUUCUCUACUAUAAGCUGCCUUCAACGUUGUUUUAGAGAAUUUGGCAGUAAGUCUAACCGGGCAUCACAACCGCAGACCAUGUGUAACCAGUCCAGCCCAGGACCUCCACACCCAACUUCUUCACCUGCGGGAUCGUCUGAGGCCAAACAGCUGAUGAAACUGAGGAUUAUUUCUGUCUGUAAUAAAGCACUUUUGUGGGGGAAAACACAUUUUAUUGGCUGGGCCUAUGCCCUCCCAGACCCACCCAUGCCUGUGCCCCUGCCCAGUCAUGUGAAAUCCAAAGAUUAGGGCCUAAUGAAUUUAUUUCAAUUGACUGAUUUCCUUAUAUGAACUGUAACUCUGUAAAAUCAUAGAAAUUGUUGCAUGUUGCUUUUCUAUUUUUGUUCACUAUAUUUGGCAUUUUUAACCUUGACAAUGGACAUUUAAGUACGUAUUGGUGCAGCUUAAAGGUAGGACAAUAUAUCUGUAUCUUUGUAGCCUUUUUCAUCUGUCUGUUGUAGAACAGAAAAGUCUGCAAUGAAGAACUGCUUUGACACAAAGUGCUUCAUUGGAUCUUCAUUUGUACCAAACAAGCUGAAUAAUAGCCAACCUACACUCUUAGAUAAAAAAGGUUCUAAAAGGGUUCUUUGGCUGUCCCCAUGAGAGUCCUUUGAAGAACCCUUUUGGGUUCCAUGUAGAGAGGGUUCUUCAAAGGGUUCCCCCAUGGAAACAGCCAAAGAACCCUUUUUUUCUAAGAGUGUACAUAAAUUACAGGCAUGUGUUUUGUACGGAUACUCAUCCCUCAAAAUAAGUUGGCUUAUCUUGCAGUUUGUAUUGUCAAAAUGUUUUCUUUGACUAAUAUGGUGUACUUGCACAGAGAGGAUGUCAACAUUGUACCAGAAAAUACAUGACAAAACAAUGUGACAUGGUUGGAUUUUACUCUGUAAACCAUGGCGUUCGCCUUAUGUGUAAAUUGUCUUUAUAAAUGAUAAAUGCAUUGCUUUGUGAAAGAUCUUAUUUUCAAUGCUGCUCACAUUUCAGUAAGAUGUAAAGAGCUUCCCUCAUUGGAUGGAAUAGCCUCUGUACUCCCUAUUACUUUUGGUCAUAAAAAGAAAAUGUCUAAAAGUGAAGUAUGAAAUCAUGUUAUAUAUAUUAUCUGUACACUUAGAAAAUGGUUGUCAAGUAAACAUUCAAAAGUAGUACAGACUUUGUAUAUGGAAAAAUAAAAAUGCUAUUGAAAAAGAAAUGCAAUAGUUUAUGUAAUUACUAGGCUACUGUAUAGUUUGUGCAACAUUGUGCCUCCUUGGAAUUCUGGAAAUAAAUAUUAUGUGAGUG
Messenger RNA from Oncorhynchus masou masou (cherry salmon), 3065 nucleotides. RefSeq names its product ras-related protein Rab-28. The record is from RefSeq and is a predicted model, not a curated record. Lineage: Eukaryota; Metazoa; Chordata; Actinopteri; Salmoniformes; Salmonidae. Bases 135 to 800 code for a protein of 221 amino acids. Gene Ontology annotation, biological process: regulation of exocytosis. The transcript is spliced from 7 exons. Gene Ontology annotation, molecular function: GTPase activity; GTP binding.